Molecule: messenger RNA, 1443 nt
Organism: Mytilinidion resinicola
Lineage: Eukaryota; Fungi; Ascomycota; Dothideomycetes; Mytilinidiales; Mytilinidiaceae
Exons: 2
Coding region: 1-1443 (480 amino acids)
Molecular function (GO): catalytic activity
Source: RefSeq, a predicted model, not a curated record
AUGCCUGGCCCAAUUACCUUUGCCAGCAUCGCGAGGGAAUGGCAAGAAGAUCUGCUAUUGCACAAGGAAGAAAACAAACAUGAUACCCCAAACUACUACGCCUCCACCCCAAGUACUCUCACUACAUCGUCAACAGUCCAUAACUUCAUCACUGGCACUGGUGACAACAUAUUCAGUAGCAUUCUCCCCGCCCUUGAGUCUGCUGAAUCCGAAAUCAUCUUCAUUACCUGCUUCUGGGCUCGCUCAUCCUCCCUGUCGCAGCUUGCCAACACCCUUCGCGCUCUAUCCAUCAAAGCCCAAGCCCGCGGAGGCUGGAAACUACGCGUCCGCAUCGGUUUAUCUUCCCUCUCGCUCUUCCAGAAGAUCUUCCAGCCGCACACCAUCACCGGUCAAACCUACACGCCCUCAACAUGGGUCAAGACACUCGGCCUCCCGUCCCCAGCCGAGCUCGGCGGCCUCGACCUCGAGAUCAAAAGUGUUUUCCUCCUCCCCUUCAGCGUCAUGCAUCCCAAAUUCAUAAUCGUCGACCGCAAGAGAGUCUUCUUACCUAGCUGCAACGUGAGCUGGGAGUCCUGGUUCGAGGGGUGCAUUGAGCUCUCUGGGCUAGUGGUAUCGCAAUUCGUCCGCUUCUGGCUCGAAUUCUGGUCAUCGAACGAACACGAAAGAUCCCUUCCUCCGCCUCCCUCACCACCCCACCCCUCCGUCACCUCUCUACCCUCUCCUCAAUCUCCCACUCCCAUCCACCCAUCACCACUCGGUCCCGCCCACACUCACACCCCCCUCCCAACCCACUCAAUACCAACCCUCUUCCUCCCCUCCCCCCACCACCUAAACCCCCGCUUCGCCCCCUUCUCCUCCUCCCCGCCCCUAUCUCCUCCAACGCCCCUCAACACCCUCCUCCUCACGCUCCUCGCCCGCGCGAACAGUAGCAUCUACAUCCAAACCCCCAACCUCACCGCGCCCCCCGUCCUCACCGCCCUCCUGCGCGCCCUCCGCCGCGGCGUCGCCGUCCACAUCCGCACCUCCGCGCGCCUCAUGAUCCUCGAGCAGCUCGUCACCGCAGGGACUACAACUACACGCUGCGUGCGGAAGCUUGUGAGACGGCAUCGGGCGCUGCUCUCCUCCGCCACAGCUGCGCGAGAUGAGGAUGAGGAGGCGGGCGUAGGGUUGGUGGCGCCGGGGGCGUUGAGGGUUGAGUUUUUCGAGCCACUGGGCGGGUUCAGGAAGGAGGGCAUGGAGGGCGGGGAGCCGCAGCAGAGCCAUCUGAAGCUGCUGAUUGUGGACGAGGCGGCGACGGUGCUGGGGAGCGGGAACCUGGAUCGCGCGAGUUGGUACACGAGCCAGGAGCUUGGCGUGGCGUUUUUUGAUGGGGGGGUUGCGGGGGCGGUUAGGGGGGGUGUGGAGGGGGUUAUUGGGGGGAGGGUGAGAGGUUACUAUGGUUAA